AUGGGUUCACACAUCUCGUCUUCGAGUCCGUUUGAAGUAGCUGAUCACGGAUUGCGCAUUAACAAUCCUCUGACUCAGGAUGUACAAACACAGAAUACGACUUGUUCAUCAGGUAGUAUAAUAUGGCAAUAUCCGGAGGGACGUAUUCGAGUACAUUUCCCGAACGUCCCAGAUCAACUCUGCAUCACACGUGGUAUAGCUGCCGACGAUGACAUCAUUACAAAUGUUUACUACGAAGACGGAGAACAAGCCCACGACCUUCAGUUCAACGCCGAUGGCAGAUCAUGCUUCAAUCCCACUGGUACAGAAACCUCAGUAGUAUUUGAGGGGCCCACAAGAAUGCGUACAUACAUGGCAUCCUUUGCGUAUGAACUGACAUCACGAGACCGUGGCUUAGUGGACAGAAUGCAGUCAAUGUUUAACAACUUCAUUCACACAGCAAUUCGUCCGUUUGGCAAUCUUCUACGAAAAUGGAAUAUCCAGAUUAAUAUUGAACAAAUGUAAAAUUUCAGUUGGUGGAAGAAACUGUUCUCAUAGUUGUAACUGUUAAUAC
Molecule: messenger RNA, 553 nt
Organism: Saccostrea echinata
Lineage: Eukaryota; Metazoa; Mollusca; Bivalvia; Ostreida; Ostreidae
Exons: 3
Coding region: 1-504 (167 amino acids)
Source: RefSeq, a predicted model, not a curated record